This is a messenger RNA of Drosophila rhopaloa, 831 nucleotides long. RefSeq names its product peritrophin-55. Bases 79 to 762 code for a protein of 227 amino acids. NCBI's taxonomy places the organism in Eukaryota, Metazoa, Arthropoda, Insecta, Diptera, Drosophilidae. The transcript has 2 exons. Gene Ontology annotation, molecular function: chitin binding. The record is from RefSeq and is a predicted model, not a curated record.
AGUGAUCGGUGAGCCGAGUUAGCAGCCAGACGCAUUCCUUCUCCAGUCUCGCAAGUAACGAAUAAGAACAUCAUCGACAUGAAAGCCGUGAUCUUUGCGCUCGCCGCCUUAGUGGCCGUCAAUGCCCAGACUUCCCAGUCGUGCUCGAGGGUACCGGAGUACGAGGAAACUAUCUCGCCCGUCGUUUGCCCGAAGCCGAAAGUUAGGCUGCCCAACUACGAGGACGUCCAGACCUACUACCAGUGCGCGGCCAUCACCACCAGUGGAGUGGCGCUCUCCGAUUUGACCGUUUGUCCUGAAAACACCUACUUCAGCUACGUGUUGCAGGAGUGCUACCCCUGCUCCGACUACUUGCCGAGCGCCAAGUGCUCAAGUCUGCCCAUCAACGCCACCUGUGUGUCCAUGGCCGACAUCAAGACCACCACGGCCCCGACUACCACCCCCGCUCCGACCACCACCCCUGCUCCGACCACCACCCCUGCUCCGACCACCACCCCUGCUCCGACCACCACCCCUGCUCCGACCACCCUUGCUCCCACCACCUCCACCCCGUCGGUGCCCACGCCACCCACUGAGGCCCCUGGCACCACCGCAACCACCACCAACAACGACGACAUCAUCACACCGUCGGGUACCACCAUUGUCGUACCUGCGCCCCCAUCCCCCAGCGACGAUAAUGUCCCCACUCCCGUAACGCCCGCGCCCACUGCCCCGACCAUCAACAACGGUCCUCCGGUGUCGAACGAGGCCCCCACCGCUUAAGAAAAUCCUAUUCAAAUCCCUGCAUUUUCGGCUGAAUAAAUUGUUGUCAGACUCCUAAUGAAAUAUAAA